CGGUGUUGUGUCAACUCAGCUAGUCGUUAGUGAGCAGUCCAUCCGCACGGACGCAGUCAGCUAGUUGAUCUCGUCUGAUUGGCUGUGCGCUUAGUGUGCGCUGUCUACAUGUACAUGUACUUGGCCAUAUGCGCACGCCACUGUACCGGUUUAAUAUACGCACGUACACAUGUAGGUAGAUUAGUCCAUAGUCAACGCAAAAAGCAUGCGUACAUAUGAUCACAGCAAACCAUUCAAUAAAACCGACAUAUGAGUUUGAACGAUAAAAAUCUCCAACGGCUAGUCGGUAAGGAAUACUACCGUGUAAUGACAGCUGUCGAGCGCUUAUAAACUCGUCACAAUAUUUAGGAUUGGUUCAUUUUGAGAAUCCAUUGGAUUAUUUAUUGCAUCUUUUCACGAUCAUGGACGGUGAGAAAGUGUUCAUUGCUGAUUGCAUCAAAAAGAGGCGAUCGAGACACGGGAAGGUCGAGUUCCUUGUCAAGUGGAAAGGCUUCCCUAACAGAAUGAACACCUGGGAACCAGAAUACAACAUCCUCGAUCCAGGGCUGAUCUUGGAAUUCGAAGAAAGGCUUGCUGAGGAAUACAAGAGGGGACGACCCGGCCGUAAGCCGGCUAACCUUAAGGAUUUGAAGAACAAGAGGCGGGAACUUCUUGCCAAGUGCAAGGAAUAUCAGCUGCUCUCCAAACAAGCCAAGCUCCAACAAGAACGACAUGAGCAAGCUUCUCUGGAGAAAGAGGAGAUUGGGUGUCAAGACAGCAUGGAAGCCCAUGACGGACGAUGUAACAAAACACCAUGCACUGAUAUGGAUACUCCUGACGCCAACGCAAACUUCACCCGUGUAGAUAAAGACAUUCAAAAUGGACAACCAAAGACUGUCAAAAAACCUGCUUUUUUGCAACUCGAUGACCGCCACUCUCCGGCUGGUAAUUGUCAUGAUGCUAGAUCGCCAAUCGCUGGUUGCCUUCCAUCACCCACCGUACCCAGACCGCCAAACAGUGCGACCUACAUGGGUUGUGACACGCCCAUCGCCUCCCCCAACACCAUGGAUUCUAAACCACCCUCGCCAACCACAAACGUCACCAUCCCUACCAACACUGUCAAGCUGGGGAAAUUUGCUCUGCUGCGGAAGUAUCGCAACUCGAUGGAGGAAACCUCACAAGUGAGCGUUACUAACGUGACCAUCGGCGACGUGACGAUCGCCAUAACGGAGAGUAACACGCCUAAAGGUUUCUUCAGGAAAUACGAAGCUGAGUCGGCGUGUUGGUGAAGAGGCUUGGAAUCAGAACAAAAGUGGACUGAUUAUUGCAGUUUUACUACACGUGGGGUUACUAGAAAUGGUGAGUUAUUACAGUCACCCCCUUGGAUCGCUAUGAAGAGUAGACAUUCAACGAGAUAUUCUUCACAGUGGGAUGUAACCGAGGAAGUGUUAUCCUAAAGAAAAAGUACAACCAGAAGAGGAUGGCAUAGCGUGUGCAAACUCGUCUUGAGAUUUAGAUGAGAGAGUGACGCAAAAUGAUGGACAAGACGAAAAUAUAAGAGGUGACACAUGCUAGAUGGUUACCAGAGAGCUCAACUUGGAUCAUGGGUGGUGCGUGCUUCGAUAUACCCUGACUGUUUAAAAGCAUUGUCAGUUUUCUCUCGAAGAAAAACUUAGCAAACAGCUGUCGUUAGUUCAGGCGAGAAGAAAUCAAAAGAGGGCGAAAAGGGCACAGAAUUCCCUGAGGAUAACGCGGCUGUCAGAUUUUUAGCGCAAUAUUUGGAUCCGAAUUGUAAGCCUAGAUUUACACGUGUUUGACAUUGGCAAACAGGUGUUUUUUAUUUAUUUAUAGCUAGAGUGAUACUGGCAGCAUCGUCAAAAGUUGUGCUCGUAUGCUGCCCAAAGAUCCAUGCUUAGACUAGCGCCGCGCCAAAUCUUGAUAGAAAUACCUUGCGUUUCGAUUUAAAGCCUUUUUCGCGCCUUGUUCGUCACCAGCGAUGCAGUAUUUGUGGUAUUUUGUUUUUUAUCAAGGUGAUUUACGUUUACAAGUGCGUGGGAAAGUUUGAACCGGCUCAAUAAAAGGGGAAAAUGACUCAUGCUUGUUUUGACACGAUGAAUGAAUGGAACCUGUGAUCCUCCCUAUGCGUCUAUGACUGACACUGUACGUGUAGAGUUCACGAUAUGGCUGUUGAAAAUGUUCACAAAUUGGUCCAUAUAAUUUUAUGAUCUGUAAAAAAUGGUAUUACAUGUAAUUCAACAUAUUUAUUCCCCUAGAGCGCCCCCAAACAGAGAUGUUUCAGAAAAGCCAUGUACAUUUGUACUGUAAAUUUACAGGAUGUGCAAUGUUAUGUUGGAACUGUUCAUUUUAGCGACUUUUAACUUGUGAGCUUAGUUCAGUCAACUAAAUGGCUUUAGAUGAGGGUUAACAAAAGGCAUAACAUUUCCUGAUGGUUAUCCUUGUUGAAAGGUACAGUUAUGUGCAGUUAUUGUUUUACCUUUUUCUGUCUCGCUUUUAACCGGAGUAGAAAUAAGCCUUGUUUCAAGACUAAUAUAAAUCAGGCAAAGGAGAAUUACCAUAGUUAAAAGUUAAUAUGAGUCUGCCUUUGUGAGUCUUAAGUAUAUUGUCGGUAUUAUUGCCAUAUUAAACUAUGACCUUUUAGUCAGAACUAGACGUGCAGACACGCGUCCCGCAGUUAUGAUAGUAAGUCAAGCCAAAUGUCAUCUUGUUUUACUAAAUCGUGUCUGUUGUCCUUUGAAAAGUACGACGACGAAAUUAGAGUUGUAUUAUUUCUUGAAUAUCCUAGAUAUCACAAGGCACAAUUAAUAAAAGAGCCAACUCGUGAACAAAUUGUAUUACAUAUACCUUGAAAGAAACCUGUUUCAUAUUUGUAAGCCGAAUAGAAGUACCGCGUAGACCCCAGUAGGUAUUGUGUAGCACCCUUCCAUUAAUUCCGCUUUCCAAUACUGUCACGUUUGCAAUUAAAGCCCAAGUCACCCGCUGUGUAAUUUGCGCCAGGUGGCGUUUACGGUAAACCGAGAUGUGCCCCAAACAUAGUUUUCUCUUCGAAAAUUUCACCUGGUAAUCUGCUUUGUCAUAUUCUAACGAGUUUUGGGAGGCUUAGUUUCCUGCAAGGAAGUUGUACAGAUCAACACCAUCCAGGGUAGCCCUAGAGCCCUUGGAACCGCAAACGGAAGUGAGAACAAUGAAACAAUCAUUUUUUUUUUCUUUAGUGUAAUUAUAAAUUGAAAGUUUUUCUGAUUUGCUAGCCGUUGGAAACCCUCCAGACGAUAUCACAUGGUAAUACAUGUGUUUACCCGCCUCACUUCUAUCUAUCUUGGACACGUGCCUAGCCUACCGAACAUACAUUUGACAUGGUAAGCUACUUUCGGUAAGUCUAUUCUUGGAUCGGCUAUGACCGCACCACAGCAUUUCCGUCGAGGCAAACAAUGAGAACUUCUCUGCUUGUCUCCAAGAUUUUCUUUGAUUUUUUUAAGCGUUCUCUCAUCGUUUGAAAGUCACUUUUUUGUAAAGAAAGGUAUAAACGGUUAGGCCAAGUCCUUUUUCAAAAAAAUAAUGUAGUGCUUUUGGUGUAUCGUUUUCCCGCGAGGGCAAUUUGUUUUAAGUAUUCUAAUUGUAAUAACGACUGCAAAACGGCUAUUAUUGAUUUGAAGGCAUGCAGAUCUUCACAUUGGACUGUUUAAAAAAAUAUAACAACUGAAAAAAGCUUGAUCUCAUAAUGCAUGAAAAAACUUGAUCUCGUAAUGCAUGACUUUUGUUUCAUUUAUAAGGCAUUGCCGUAUGUUUCUUGUUUACAAUUUGAUUGGGUUCUUUAUUUUCAAUGUCAUUUAAAAGAUACCCGUGCACCACCGCUACCUUAGAAUAGAAAUACCCUACUAUUUCCCUGUAGAGUAUAAGCUCUCUUAUUCAAGAAAGUGUUUUGACAAGAUUUAAAGCUAUGGAUACUUAAAGAUAUUUCUAUGUAUGACACAAAUAUGUAAGUAGGUUAAACUCAAUGUCAGAGUUGUGAAUCCAGUACUCGUUAAAUUCUCGAGAGAUUACACGAUUACUCAAACACGACCAGAACAGAGAACACCACGGUUUAUUUUCAGGUUUAUUCUUGUAAAUAUAAGCAGAUUAUAUUUUUAAAAACUGGAUUUUUGAGAAGUGGAGACUCAUGGAGGGCAGCGUAAGUAUUGCUAUGGUUCCUCUUUGUUAAUUUUCCGAAGGGUAACGUUUGGUUACAACAUUUGUAGCCAUCAUAUUUGUCGUGGGGUCUGUCAGGAAUGUGUACAAUCGAUAUUGCCACAUUUUCUCCCACAGAAAGACAUUCUAAUAAAGUGUCAAUAUGAAACAGC
This is a messenger RNA of Acanthaster planci (crown-of-thorns starfish), 4334 nucleotides long. RefSeq lists its product as uncharacterized. Gene Ontology annotation, cellular component: PRC1 complex; chromatin. Gene Ontology annotation, biological process: negative regulation of transcription by RNA polymerase II. NCBI's taxonomy places the organism in Eukaryota, Metazoa, Echinodermata, Asteroidea, Valvatida, Acanthasteridae. Gene Ontology annotation, molecular function: chromatin binding. The record is from RefSeq and is a predicted model, not a curated record.